GGGCGCGACGCGCCCUGGCUGGCAUGGAUUCCAUUUUCAAGCGGCCGCGGGUCAAGCGCGCGCGCACGCGCGCGGAACGCGCAUGCGUGCUUUCGUUAGGCCCUGGAGGGGCGUAGAAAGGAGGCCAUAUUGUACAGUUAAAUUGAAAGAACGAAAAUAAUUGUAUCUCUCGCUGUCGCGCCGAUCGCUCGCGCCCGCACCGCUAGUUUCCGUUUCCCCUGUCAGCGUUUUCCUCCCGUUAUUUAACGUUCGCGAGCGACGGCGGAGAACCCUCGUGCCGCCUUCGCGUCGCCGUGCCGUGCAUCCGCGGCGGAGAAACCCCGUGAGAAACGAGAGAGAAAGAGCGCAGCAGCGAGCACAUCGGGAGCCAAUCGGCGGCUCCUCGGCCUCCUCUGCCCUUUGUAUAUAAGCCAUACGUCGUCGCAGUAGCGCGGUCUCGCUACCCCGGGGGUAACCGACGUUGGCUCGUUGAGAGGUGCUUGUUGCUUGUUGCGGUCGAGAUGGGCACUCGGGACGACGAAUAUGAUUAUUUAUUUAAAGUUGUUCUCAUUGGAGAUUCUGGAGUAGGAAAAAGUAAUCUCCUAUCCCGAUUUACAAGAAAUGAAUUCAAUUUGGAAUCGAAAUCUACCAUUGGAGUUGAAUUUGCAACGCGCAGUAUACAAGUUGAUGGUAAAACCAUUAAAGCCCAAAUAUGGGAUACAGCUGGGCAAGAGCGUUAUCGUGCGAUUACUUCUGCGUAUUACCGCGGAGCAGUUGGUGCACUACUCGUGUAUGAUAUCGCGAAACACCUGACGUAUGAAAACGUAGAAAGAUGGUUACGAGAAUUACGGGACCAUGCUGAUCAGAAUAUUGUGAUCAUGUUAGUGGGAAAUAAGUCAGACUUGAGGCAUCUGCGUGCUGUUCCGACUGAUGAAGCUAAAGCGUUUGCCGAGAGGAACGGUUUGUCUUUCAUCGAAACAUCCGCUUUAGAUUCUACUAAUGUUGAGACAGCGUUUCAAAACAUAUUAACAGAAAUCUACAGAAUCGUAUCGCAAAAACAAAUACGAGAUCCACCUGAAGGUGAUACAAUCCGGCCACAGAAUGUAGAACAAAUUGAAGUCAAACCAACGAUGAAUGCCGAGGGAAUGCGUAAGCAGUGCUGCCAGUGACUCACCUUGUUGCUUAAAAUAAGCAGUCGUACGGAGAAGAAAAAAGUGGGAGUACUAGUUGGCGGUAGAUUUAACAGGUGCAUAGAACGAGAGUUAAGACUAUGUGCGCAAGCAUGUAAUCUCGUAUGUUAAAGGAGAUUUUAUCCAGACAGGACAUCCAUCAAUACUUAUACGAAUAUGCAUUACAUGUUCGUGGAAAUAAUCAAGUAAGGAUAAACGAUAAAAAAAGAAGAUUGUAAGAUUGCUGUAAGCGCACGUACAUACGCACCAUUCUGUCCGCGAAAAAGAUCAUCUUUACUCUCUCUGUUUGUCUCUCUAUCUGUCACGAUAUAAAUUAUGUUAUAAUAUAAAUAAAUGUUAUACUGCUUCUUUGUAAUACAUAUAUAAAUAUAUAUAUAUAUAAAUAUAUAUGUUUAUAUUUAUAUUUAUAUAUUAUAUAUUUGACUCUUCUGAACGCGUAGCGUGAUUGUGAGUAUGUGAACAGUUUACGAUCGUAUAUGCAAUGAAGUAUCAUGAAUAAAUACUAUCAUGCACUACAUAGAAAAAAACAAAUAUUAAUAAAAAUAUAGAUAUAAUGGGCUUAUACGAAAUGAUGAAAAAGACGGCGAAAAACUAAUUUGAAAUAGUUCUUUCUCGUUGCUCACUCUCAGCUCUUCGUAAUAAUAGUACUAGUCUGUACAAGCUUGGGCACUACAUGCUUCGGAAUUACUUUAUUUUUACCUGGAUAUUUUCAAACUUCUUACCAGAUAAAAUUAUAUAAGAACUAUAAAAAAAAGCUAUAUAGUAGGCAUUUUUCUAAAUCUUAAAAGAUGUUGCUUUCUGUGUGGCUGUAAUAUAUAUAAUAUGUUAUCGUUUCACAAGCUUUUAUUGUAUCCUAAAUAAAAUAGAGAGUGAGUAAGGCGUUGACAAAGUAAAGUAUCUAUUUCUCGAUAGAUCACAUGAAAAUCAAUGGUUUGAAAUUUAUCACUUAUAAUAAUCUUAGGAAGAUUAUUGAAAAAAGGCAAGAUAAUUAACGAAAGAUAAUUAUAGUGCGUGCGUUUAACUUGAUUUAUAGUACGCAUAAUUUAUAUUAUCGGGAUAUAUAUAUAUAUAUAUAUAUGUGUAUAUAGAUAUAUAUAUAUAUAUAAUCACGAACUAUAUAUCCGUACGAAUUGUACGAUCUGAGAAAUGAUACGUUGUUUCUUGAAGCAAUCUUAAAAAUGGUAAGAUAAUCACAAGUAUAAUUACUAUUUGAUAUAGCGGGCUUAUUUGUAUGGACAUAUACAUACACACACACACACACAGACAGAUGACUCAGAACUAUAAUGUGUAUAAGCAAUGUUAAAGUGACCAUAGUUUUCUACAGGUAUUUUUGAUUUAUUCUGUAUUCUUAGGCCACAAGCUAUACAAAACUUAGAAAAGGCAAAUUUCUUUUAAACUAAGUAGAAUAAAUUUUAUAUAAAUAUAUACACAUACAGCUGAAAAAUAUGAUUUACGAUAUAAGAUUGUUUCAUUCUCACUUAAAUACAAAAAAGAUAUUAUAUCUAUAAUGUAUAAAGAUUAUUAAUAAUGCCUUGUAUUUCAUUAUUUUAUUAAUAAAAUACCAAACUUGCUUUUAAGACAAA
Molecule: messenger RNA, 2752 nt
Organism: Monomorium pharaonis (pharaoh ant)
Lineage: Eukaryota; Metazoa; Arthropoda; Insecta; Hymenoptera; Formicidae
Gene: Rab11
Product: ras-related protein Rab-11A
Exons: 5
Coding region: 501-1148 (215 amino acids)
Biological process (GO): exocytosis
Cellular component (GO): recycling endosome
Molecular function (GO): GTP binding; GTPase activity
Source: RefSeq, a predicted model, not a curated record